Molecule: messenger RNA, 831 nt
Organism: Telopea speciosissima
Lineage: Eukaryota; Viridiplantae; Streptophyta; Magnoliopsida; Proteales; Proteaceae
Product: F-box protein FBW2-like
Exons: 2
Coding region: 1-762 (253 amino acids)
Source: RefSeq, a predicted model, not a curated record
AUGGAGACAAGGAUGAAUAAGAAGCAUAAGAUGCUCUUUGCCGGUGGGAAGCAAACCAUCACUGCCGAUGCCGGCUCAGUCUCCCAAUCGGGCCCUUGGGAUGGGUUGAGCCUUGAAUUAUUGGCUCUUAUAUUUGCGUGUAUCGCCUCGGACGAAUUGGUCCAGUCUGUUCCCCUCGUCUAUAAGUCGUGGCGUAAUGCCGUUACUAGACUCUAUUGCUGGACCGUCAUCGAUGUCGAAAGAUGGUGUCGGCGCUGCAAGCACUCUGAUCGCAUCGACUCUGUUGUUCGCAAGCUUGUUGAUCGCAGCAGAGGAAUGGUUAAUCGCUUCUCUGGUUACAAGCUCGGUGAAGCUGGAUUCUCCUCCAUCGCCAACUGUGGGAGAUUCUUAAAGGAACUUCGAAUUCCAAUGAGUGAUGUAACUGACAAAAUUGUGGUGAGGUAUGCGGAGUCUCUCACGAUGCUGACAGUUUUGGACAUCAGCUACUGUUUGAAGAUAACAUGCAAAGGGCUUGAAGCCUUGGGGAAGCAUUGCAAGUCCUUGGUUCAGUUAAUGCGAAAUAUGCCACCAUCAGAAUGGAUGGAAACUGCAGAAAGAACGGUGGUGCCUAAGACAGACAACGGUGAGGCCAUGGUCAUAGCUGAUACAAUGCAAGGACUUAGCCAACUUGAGCUUGGAUAUGGCUGUCUUGGUGAUCCUGGUCUUGAUGCUAUCCUUACCAACUGUAGAGCCCUCACUCACCUUGAUAUUCAUGGGUGCUAGGGUGUGACCUUUCAGGGAGGUCUUGUGGAAAAAUGUCUUCGAAUAGAUGUCUUAAAGACUCCUGGGAUA